This is a messenger RNA of Heterobasidion irregulare TC 32-1, 1067 nucleotides long. RefSeq lists its product as uncharacterized. The record is from RefSeq and is a predicted model, not a curated record. The transcript has 3 exons. Bases 1 to 1020 code for a protein of 339 amino acids. NCBI's taxonomy places the organism in Eukaryota, Fungi, Basidiomycota, Agaricomycetes, Russulales, Bondarzewiaceae.
AUGUCGAAUUACGCAGAGAAAAAGGAUGGCUGGCCUUCCCAGUAUGCCAGUCCCCCUCCCAACCCUGGAUACGGUGGUUACCAGCAGCCUCAGCAGCAAUACGGGCAAUAUCAGCCGAAUGCACCCUCACAAUACCCUCAAGGUGCCUCAUACACGCAGAGCGCUCCAUACUCGCAGGAUGUCCCUUAUCAACAACUUCCCCCAGGCUACCAGCAAUCCCCUUAUUCUCAGAAUCAGUAUGGCGCACCCCCUCAGGGCUAUGGCGCACCCCCUCAAAGCUACGGCACGGCACUCUCUCCUCCUCAAGGCUAUGGCUCAGCGCCCCCUCCCCAAGGCUACAGCACGGCACCCCUUCCCCAAGGCUACAAUGCCGCACCCCCUCCCCAAUCUUAUAACAGCGCUCCUCUCCAGGCUCAUUCUGCUCCUUCAUCUCAGCAGCAACCCGCUUACCUACAGCAGCCUCAGUCCGAAAAGCGGCACUCGGUCGUGUUCAAGUUCUCCGGCACCAACGCGACCAUUUUGAAUUCUCAGGUUAACGACCCGUGGGGCAAGUCGCCAUUCCAUGUGAGCACGCCAAACAAGAAGGCCACCUCCUUCCGCGCGGCAGACGGUGCUGUCAUUGCCCUUGUCGACUGGGACCACUCGAGUCCUGUGAUGGAAUUUCGGGGGAAGAAGAUCAAGAUCAAGGAGUGGCUACCUCUCAAGAAAGACGACAAGACGUCACGGACGUUCGUCCACGAGGGCAAACAUUACGAUUGGAUCACCCGCGAACAGACCGUCUAUCUUGAGCCAUCGGACAGACCCGGACACCACAUCGCCAUUUGGCGUGACCCAACUGGUGUAACCGAACUCGAGGUCUUCCAAGAGGCGCUCGUUACUGCUGGCAUGCUCGAGGCCUGCUUGUUGGCCGUUGUGCUCAUGCAGAGCGGGAAUUCGCUUGGUGACGGAUCAUCGGGAUCGUAUUAUCCAUCUGUUGGCAUUGCGAUUGGCACCGUGAUAGGCGGAUUGCUGUCACACUAGAGUUUUGCAUUGCCAGUGGUGAUCUAAUGCACAAGUAUUCAACGUUU